Molecule: messenger RNA, 1329 nt
Organism: Lodderomyces pseudojiufengensis
Lineage: Eukaryota; Fungi; Ascomycota; Pichiomycetes; Serinales; Debaryomycetaceae
Exons: 1
Coding region: 1-1329 (442 amino acids)
Source: RefSeq, a predicted model, not a curated record
AUGAACAACGACAACCAAGAAGAAUUCAUAGAUGACAUCAACUUGUAUUACAAUAAAUUGAUCAACCACAAUCUCAAAAUAAAUCAUUAUGAGGAAUAUUUUCUCGAAGUCAACCCCAUGUUUUACGACAAUGAUCCAUCCAGAUUUCAAACAAUUGAAGAUGAUGUUGUUCCAAAUGUUAAUAUUGAUUCAAAAAUGGAGCUUAAUGGAUUAACUGAAGAUGAUGAAUUAUUUACUGCUGAUGGUUGGGCUAGAAUUGGUGAUAUAAACUUUGCAAGAACUAGAAUAGCAAAAGUCAAUAUGGAACGAAAAUUUUAUACAUUUGGAUUUGCAAAAUCAGUUGAAAUUGGUGAAAGAAAAGAAGUGUUAGUUAGAAGUUAUGGAAGUUUAAUCACUUCAGCAAAUAAAAUUUUAGCAAUUAAAACAUUGAAAACACCAAAAUUUUUGGAAAAUUCUUAUGAUGUCAGAGUUCCACCAACAGAUUCAUUUGAAAAAGUGGGCCAAGCAGGUAAAAGUUUUACGGUUACAGCAUUUCAUUUACCUACUACUGUUUAUUAUGGAGCCGUUCAAACAAGAAGAGAUAAAAUUAAUGCUAUUCUCAACAAAUAUGGAUUUCACUCGGAUUCCUUCAUUUACAUUUUGCAAUUAUUAGCCUUCUGGUUGACAAGUGGUUCAAUUGAUAAACCUAAAGAAAGAGUAGCUAUAACAACUAGUGAUGCUUAUGAAUUUUUGUACAUUUUGCACUUGUUUGAUAAAUUAGGUUUGCGUUAUCAAUACAAGUUCGUUUGUGAAUGUUAUGCAAGUAAUAAAAAUUUAAAGUAUUUUUAUAUUGAAAAGUGUUCUUUUAAAACAUUUAUUUGGGAUUUAUUUUCAAACAAAUAUGGUUUAGCAGGUCAAGGUAAAGUUGAUAAAUACACUCAAGAUUUAGAUUUUUUAUUUCAAUUGACUCAAUAUGAAAUUGCAAAUUUUUUAGAAGGUUUAAGUAUUGAUGGUGAAGAAUCAAAUUGGAUUAACGUUAGUAGUAACGGUCUCAAAAAUUUAUAUAUGAGAUUAUUGUGUUUAGCAGGUCAUGGUACAUAUUAUCGUACGGGUGAUAGAUGUUUUAAAGUUACAUUUUUUGACUGCAAAAACCUCAAGUCAUAUUCUUCAACUGAUCCCUAUAAAAUCUCAACAACAACAGCUUACACCCAAAAAACUAAAGUGUUUUCCAUUGAUAUAGGUAAAUCCUACUUAAUUGUUAGAGGUAAGUUUCAAGGUAAAAAAUCAGGUAUUUCAACUUUAGUUCCAGGUGAAAAUAAUAAUUUGAGUGAUGGUGGUGCAUCCACUUAA